AUGAACGCCGCUCCAGCAAAGUUCCCCAAUCCUUUUGUACUGGGAACGUACAGCAAUAAGCGUGCGCCUGCCCAUGCUGGAGGUAAGCUCCGAGCUGCCGUGUGUGACUCGAUACCCCCACAUUCGAGCUCGGGUCAUCAUCGUCGUCAGCAUUGCGCAUCGAUCGACUGGUGAGCUCCGAGGCGCCGAGCGCCUGAAUCGAAUGCAAUGUCUUUACAUUUUUUUCCUUGUAGUGAAUUGGCGACCUCCAGGGAGCUCGUGUCGCCGAGCAUAUGCCUCGAGGCUUCGCGAACUUCGGGCAACCUGCCGCCGUCUGCCGCCGUCUCGCCCACUGACGCGCGGCCUGGCACCGACCCAAAGUGUCGCGCUGUUAACUUUUCGGACUUGAUCGGCUCACUCGGCCAUAGUCUCAAGGGGGGGGGAGGGGGGUUCCCCUAGAAUAUUCUACUUAUCGUCACCCUCUUCAUAAAUUACGUUUCACACAGACCCGUACGCGCUGCAAGAGAUCGAGAUGAAGGCCCUCUCGUACAAGAUCCGCACGACCGAGCCCGACUGGCACGAGCAACGACACGACCCGGAUGUGAAGGCGGAGUGGAAGAAGGAUGCGCUGGAGAAGAGUAAACGAAAAUCCGAGCGAGAGCAACGCUGCAGCGCCCAUCAGCCGAUGACGGCGGGGAUGAUCGACUACGCGUUCGAUGAGUUGGAGGAUUUCGCCCGUUUCGACGUCGCGGUGGGCGGCAAGUGGUGGGUGAGUGACGCGGAUCAAGUGGCACAACGCCCCAGUCGAAAUGUUCGGAUGUAGUGAGCACCUGCUGAUGUUUCCCUGCUAUUUUGACACGCUUGACGACUUGCGAUUAGCAAGCCUGCUUCGAUGCAAUCUACGAAUCGGAUCGCGUCGUACCUGAUGACCUUCGCACGUCGCUGCUUGGCCAAGUCCUCCAGGUGGAGAAUGCAAAUAGGCUGCGCAGUGCAGCCUCGCGAUCACAAGUCAAUGCUAUCGUCGACCCCUCGUGGUACCCGCUCAUGUACGGCCGAACACUUGUCCGUGCUGGUGACAGUGAUGCGGCUCGCGACCCGCCGACUGCGACCACGGCUCGCGUGGCCGAGAAACCUUCAAGGCCCGAGAACACCCAAGAAUACAAGUACACCUCGAAAAAGUACCAAUGGCUCCCAGCGGACUUUGAAAUCGACUCCAAGGGCCAGGUCAAAAUCCUCUCGUACAUCAACGACCUCGAUCCCAGCGACCAUGUCGCGCUGUACUCGUCCAUCGCCAGCGUCUUUGCCGAGCUCGUUCCGCUCCUCGAUCAGACCCUCUCUGAUCUUCUUCAGGCUGCUCCUCCUAUCAUUCCCGCCGCGUGUGUAAGCUACUGGUACGAAGAUGAUUACGAACCUCGAUACUCGAGGCACGACUACCUAGGCAUGGACAAACACAUGCGUCGUCACGCGCGCGAAAUGGCCUACCUCGAAAGGCUGGAGCACCGCCGCUUCGUCCUCCCGUCGCCCUCGUCCUUCGAGCCCUCAAGCACGGAGAAGAUCCAAGCCCGGCUUGACAAUCCCUGUUUCACUCUCAAAGGUCGCACCGUGCAGGUCGUCGUCAAGUUCAUCAACUACAAGCUGACCCCGGAUCAACCUACCUACGACGGAGACGAAUGGCGUGUCGUCGGGCUCAGGAACGAAUGCGUCGUCGCUACAGCGCUCUACUGUUACGACGAAGAAAACGUCACAGAAUCGUCCCUAGCUUUCCGAAGCACCUUUGACGAGUCCGAUCUGCCCCAUCCGCGCUCGGAGGAACACGAAUACGCUCUAGCAAGUAUCUUUGGCAUCGAGGAAGCCUCGACGACGGUGCAGUUGCUCAAUUCGGUGCCGACGGCCCAGGGCCGUUGCCUCACGUUCCCCAACGUUUAUCAACAUCGAACCGGUCGCUUCUCUCUCCGGGAUAAGACCAAAACGGGGCACCGCAAGCUCAUGGCCUUCUUUUUGAUCGAUCCCACCCAGCGCAUCACUUCGACGACCGAUGUCGCGCCGCAGCAGCGAGAGUGGAUCGAGCGCACCUUGCUCGGAUCCAAACGCACCAUCGAUUCCCUGAGCUACUUGGGAUCAAUCUUUCACAAGCUACCGAUUGAGCUAUGGACUCGUAUCGUCGACUUGACCGAGGGCUUGAUGAAACCUCGUGAGGCCAAGUCGCACCGAAAUAAGAUGGAAGCAGAGCGCAGCACCAUGCUUAAUGCGUACAGCCGAAAGGUGUUUGUCCGCCCCCUCGCCUAG
This is a messenger RNA of Microbotryum saponariae, 2265 nucleotides long. Lineage: Eukaryota; Fungi; Basidiomycota; Microbotryomycetes; Microbotryales; Microbotryaceae. The record is from the annotation of a GenBank genome assembly.